GUCUUCUAUGACACCAUGUGGUUUUGAUCGUAUGUCCUUAUGUUUUAUGUGCAGUCUCCUUGAUCAGCAUUGUGGUAAUUCAUGGAUUUUAUACACAUAGAGCAUUAUUUCAGACAGGGCCUUGCAAAUAGUGAAAUUCUUACUCUACUGGAGAAUGUACAUGGUGUUAAAAUUAGCAAUCGAACUCUUGAGCGACUUUUAAGCAAACACCAGCUUUGGAGGAGGAAGAACAAGACUCCUGAAGCUGAGGUGGCAGCUUUUAUACAAGGACAAUUACAGACAUCAGGGUAGUUGCAUGGUUACAGGUGGAUGCACCAGAAAUGCUGGAUCAAUGGAAUAAUCACCGACAGAGAGACUGCAAUAAUUAUUUUACGGUUGCUAGACGGCAGUGGCGUUGAUCUAAGGUCUAGGAAUAGACUUCGCCGACGAGUGUAUUUCAGCCGUGGACCUGAACGAAGUAUGGCACAUUGAUGGAUACGACAAGUUAAAGCCAUACGGAGAUAUGUGAGAUGGUGGUCUAGUGGGUUAAACCACUGAAUUGGUAAAUCAAAGGUUGCUGGUUAGAACCCCGCAGCCACCACCAGUGUGUCCUUGAGUAAGACACUUUACUCCAUGAUGCUCCAGGGGGAUUGUGCCUGUGAUAAGUGCACUGUAGUCGCUUUGGAUAAAGGCGUCUGCCAAAUGACUAAAUUAUACGGGAUUGGAAUUAGUGGGUGCAUAGAUGGAUUCUCUAGAAAAAUGAUUUGGCUUGAAUCGUACAGACCAAACAGUGAUCCACGGGUCAUUGCUGGAUACUUUAUUACAGCUGUAACAGAGGCAGAGGGUUGCCCUGCACGGGUGAGACUGGAUCUUGGAACUGAGAACGGUCAUGUGGCAGAUAUGCAGAAAGUUCUGCAUAAUUCUAAUUCAUUAUCUGUCAGUUUUGGGCCCAGCACAGGAAAUCAGCGGAUUGAGAGGUGGUGGCUCAUACUUAGGAGUCAGUGCAUCCAAUUUUGGAUGAACCUUUUUGACAACCUUAAAGAGGACGGACAUUAUGCUGACACCUUUCUAGACAAAUGUUUGAUUCAGUUCUGUUUUCAAAACUUGAUUCAGGAGGAACUGGAUGAAGUGACAUCAUUGUGGAACACUCACAGAAUAAGGCCAGUUCAUAAUUCCCGAUCUCCAAAUGGCCGUCCAACUAUUAUGCAUGCUGUACCUCAGUUAUAUGGUGCGAGAGAUUACUUGCACCCUGUUCACCCCGAAGAGGUUGACGUGUGUCUGGAAGAAUGUGUGUUCAAAGACUAUCCCUGUGACAAAGAUGUGUUUGAUGUGUGUGUUCAUCUCAUCGCAGAACACAACCUGGAUAUGUCAAAAGAUGUCUAUUCAACAUUGGAUGUUUACAUAAAACUCAGGGAGUUGAUAAAUGAUGAACUGACUGAAGAAGCCUGAACUGGUUUCAGUUUUUUGACUGCACUUAAUUUUUUCCACAAACAAAUACUGAACUCUGUACUGCAUAAGGGCUUUAGUAUAGCAUAAUAGCUUUCAC
Messenger RNA from Triplophysa dalaica, 1525 nucleotides. RefSeq lists its product as uncharacterized. The record is from RefSeq and is a predicted model, not a curated record. The transcript has 2 exons. Lineage: Eukaryota; Metazoa; Chordata; Actinopteri; Cypriniformes; Nemacheilidae. The coding region runs from base 613 to 1428 and encodes 271 amino acids.